Messenger RNA from Arachis stenosperma, 525 nucleotides. RefSeq lists its product as uncharacterized. Lineage: Eukaryota; Viridiplantae; Streptophyta; Magnoliopsida; Fabales; Fabaceae. The transcript has a single exon. The record is from RefSeq and is a predicted model, not a curated record. Bases 1 to 525 code for a protein of 174 amino acids.
AUGGAGUUUGAGUUAGAUGUUUUCUCGCCGGAGAUUCUAAAUGGAAUAAAUUGUUCAGGUCUACCACCACACAAGUUGGUUCUGAAGGUUGAUGCUCCUGUUAUGUUGCUGCGGAAUAUAGACCAAAUUAAUGGUUUGUGCAAUGGAACGAGGAUGCAAGUUAGAAGAAUGGAAAAUCAUGUGAUAGAAUGCAAGACUUUAACUGGUAACAAAGUUGGAAGUAUUAUUCUUAUCCCAAGACUGAAUCUAAUUUCAAAUAAUGAAACAUUGCCGAUCAUGUUUCAAAGAAGACAAUUCCCAAUUAUCAUGUCAUUUGCAAUGACAAUAAAUAAGUCACAGGGACAAACUCUAUCGAAAGUUGAAAUUUACCUUCCAAUGCCAAUUUUCACCCAUGGUCAAUUGUAUGUUGCGUUAUCAAGGGUAACGAGUAAAGAUGGUCUGCGAGUGCUAUUGCAAGAUCAUGGACACUUGGAAGAUAACUGCACGAUGAAUGUGGUAUAUAGAGAAGUUUUUGAGAGUCUAUAA